AGCAAAAACAGUCAAUAUUGUCAAUUUUAUUUUUCAGAGUUCAGUUGAUAUUCAGAUUUCCAUAUAUUAAAAUAUUUUAUUUCUGAAUAUUGUGGAAUAUUUCUAUAUUCAUAAUACAAUUGUAUAUAUAAUCAGCGGAAACCAAAAUAAUUGCCGAAAGAGGAUUGUAUUAUCACAAGGCAAUAUGUCGUUCCUACCUGGUAAACUUUUACGAUCUUCACUAUCGAAGACAGUUUUAAACUGGACCGGACUUGGGUCUAUGCGUGAAAAACAUGUGAUGCCCAAACAUUUGGAAAAAAUCGGUAAAGACAAAGAUCCACCAUUUGCACACAUGGUUGAGUAUUAUUAUCACUCGGCCGCUCAGCUUAUGGAGCCGAUGAUGAUAAAGGAGCUGGAGAAGUAUCCUUACAUGAAGAAGGAACAGCGUGAACGACGUGUUUCCGCCAUGCUUAAAUUGAUAGGCUCCACUACAAAUCUAUUGGAAGUUACCUUCCCUAUAAUAAGAAGUGAUGGCAAUUACGAACUAAUCACCGGCUAUCGCGCACACCACACUAGACACAGAUUACCACUCAAAGGCGGCAUUCGUUUCGCCAUGGACGUCGACGCCGAUGAGAUACGCGCUUUGGCUUAUCUGAUGGCGUUUAAGACGGCUUGCGUGAAUGUACCGUUUGGUGGUUCCAAGGGUGGCAUACGUAUCGACCCGAAGAAGUAUUCUGCACAAGAAUUACAAACAAUUACGCGUCGCUAUACAAUGGAGCUAUUACGUCGCAAUAUGAUAGGUCCGGGUAUAGAUGUACCGGCACCAGAUGUGAAUACUAGCCAACGCGAGAUGAGUUGGUUGGUGGAUCAAUAUAUUAAAACUUUUGGCUAUAACGAUGUAAAUGCUUUGGCUAUCACGACUGGUAAGCCAGUAGAUUUAGGCGGUAUUAAUGGUCGUACCGCCGCCACGGGGCGUGGUCUAUUUAAGGCGGCUGAAUGUUUUAUUAUGGAUAAAGAUUGGAUGGAUUUAUUAGGCUGGAAGACUGGUUGGAAAGAUAAAACCGUGAUCGUACAAGGGUUUGGCAAUGUCGGUUCCUAUGCAUCCGUUUUUGUAGUAGAAGCCGGUGCCAAACUGAUCGGUGUUCAAGAACUUGACGUGUCUCUUGUAAAUGAGAAUGGCAUUGAUCCAAAGGACUUAAUGGAGUAUUAUGCAAAACAUAAGAAAUCAAUUAAGGGUUAUACCAAAGCCACUGAAAAACAGGGUAGUUUGUUGGGAGAAAAAUGCGAUAUACUAAUGCCUUGCGCUACACAAAAGGUUCUCACCGCCGAAAAUGCCAAUAGUGUACAAGCAAAGAUGAUUUUAGAAGGCGCUAAUGGUCCUUCGACACCAGCUGCUGAUGAAAUAUUACGUAAGAAGAAUGUACUCAUUAUACCGGAUAUGUAUUGCAAUGCUGGCGGUGUAACGGUAUCUUACUUUGAGUACUUAAAGAAUAUCAAUCAUGUAUCUUAUGGCAAAAUGAAUGUUAAGCGCGAGAAGGCCAUAAUCAACGAGAUCUUUAAUUCCAUUAAUGAGUGCGAAGAUAAAUUUAAGCCAAAUAAAAAGUUACAGCUCAUAAGAGACUGUACCAAGGAGGCGGAUAUUGUAGACGCAGGGCUUCAAACAGUUAUGGAAACUACUGCAGAAGGCAUCAAGACCGUGGCCAAUGAAUUCGCCCUUUGCAAUGAUUUACGUACGGCCGCUUUCAUUUAUUCAAUUUCGAAGAUUUUCCGCGCCUUAGAAGUGGCUGGUAUUUCUCAGCAAUAAUUUCAGAAUGCGGCUGAAAGAAACAUUUAAUAAAGGUACUCAUUUAAUGUCGUUAUGGCAAAAUGGCAGUACUGUUCAUGUUUAAAUGAGUUUUAUUUUAAUUCCAAUAAUUUUUGAAAGUUUUUGCUGAUUUUUUCCUUAUUCUUUUGACUGCUUUUUACAAAUAAAAAGCAAUAUUGCUACAGAGAGCUCAUUUAACUCAUGUUGCCACAUUGCCAUUUUGAUAUAAAAGCCACAUUAGAUGAGUAUUCUUAUUAUUUAGCUUGAUUUCAAGAGCAUAGAAUAAUAGCAGAAAAAGUAACAAUAAAUAUCUUCCUUACUGUUAUGUUAGAUUUAAUCCAAUAUUUUACACUAUUUCAAUUUAUAAGACUGACAUAUUUGGUAUCAUAUAUAAAUAUAUAUAUCGUAUUAAUUUA
Molecule: messenger RNA, 2199 nt
Organism: Zeugodacus cucurbitae (melon fly)
Lineage: Eukaryota; Metazoa; Arthropoda; Insecta; Diptera; Tephritidae
Product: glutamate dehydrogenase, mitochondrial
Exons: 6
Coding region: 185-1783 (532 amino acids)
Biological process (GO): L-glutamate catabolic process
Cellular component (GO): mitochondrion
Molecular function (GO): L-glutamate dehydrogenase (NAD+) activity
Source: RefSeq, a predicted model, not a curated record